GGAAGCGGAAGUGCGUGUGUUUGGACUCAGUUGUAUGUGUGUGUAUGAGAGAGUGAGUAGAAAUGGAAACUAAUCGAGCUGCAAAAUUGGAGUUUGCGGUGCAGAUGACCUGUGAGAGCUGCGUGAGGGCUGUUAAAGGUGUGCUUGAGGAAAAGCCUGGUGUGCAGUCGGUGCAGGUGGAUUUGGCUCGAAAGGAUGUUUUGGUUGAGACGUCACUUUCUACUCAAGAGGUCCAGGCUCUGAUUGAGAGCACAGGCAGGAGAGCUGUACUAAAGGGCAUCGGGGGAUCCGAACCAGAUCUGGGCUCAGCUGUGGCUAUGCUGAGUGGGGCGGGGCCGGUGCAGGGCGUGGUCCGGUUCCUGCAGCUCUCUGAGGAUCGCUGUUUGAUUGAUGGCACGAUCGAUGGCUUGGAACCCGGUCCUCACGGCCUUCACGUGCAUAAACUCGGAGACCUCACACGGGACUGCAUGAGUUGUGGUGAGCACUACAACCCAUUCAAAAAGCAGCAUGGAGGCCCACAGAACCCAGAGAGGCAUGUUGGCGAUUUAGGAAACGUGCAGGCGGGAGCAGACGGCAGAGCCACGUUCAGGCUGGAGGAUUCGCAGCUGAAGGUGUGGGAUGUGAUCGGGCGAUCACUGGUGGUGGAUUCAGGAGAAGAUGAUCUGGGAAGAGGAAAUCACCCUCUGUCUAAACUAACAGGAAACUCAGGAGAGAGGCUGGCAUGUGGCAUAAUUGCUCGCUCUGCCGGACUCUUUCAGAACCCCAAACAGAUCUGCGCCUGUGAUGGAGUCACUCUAUGGGAGGAGAGAGAUCGUCCACUAGCAGGCAAAGGACGCAAAAAAGUCCCAGACACUCCUUCCGCCAGUUUAUGACCACGUGACCACUCAUUGUACUAUGAUGAAUGGUUGACAGAUUAGCAUUUAAAGAAGAAGAGACUCUAAGACCAAAGAGAUAACUGGUUACUAGUCAGUCAUUUCUAGUUUCACUUUGCUCUCAUUGUGCCUCAUAUUCAAAUACAUGUAAAAUGACUGUGGUAAGUGUAAAGGUAGAAAACAGCUACUUUUGUUCCUGCAGUUAUGAGGCACUGACGUCUGACCAGUUAAAUACAAAGCCUUCUUACAGCUUUAAGGGGGAAAAACCCCAGCUGCUUUCAGUUCAGCUGUAUUUACCAAUUCGUAGCAUAGUUCCCCAAAGACCUGUGUUUUCCCUUUAUUUAGAACACACUUAUGAGAGGCGAAACGCAGUUGUUGAAUUCAUUAAAUGAUAAAUAUUUCAUAUAUAUGACACCAACUCCAGGAUCUAAAACUUGCAAUAGAAGGAGAUCAGAGAAGAUUUUACUUAUUGAGUUUUAUCUCAGUUGAUCCAAAGCAGCUUACUGUUUUUCAUACUUUUAUGGAUUCCAUAAAAUAUGAAUUAUAGAAAAAAAAAAUCUGUUCAAUCAAUUUCUGCUCUUCCAGUUUUAAACAAUCUGUUCUUUUCCAGAUUUAGGCAAAUAAGUCAAAAUGUUUGGUUUGUUUCACACGUAAUAAUCAAAUUUACGCUCUGUUUUUUGUGAUAUGGUAAUGAAUGAGGUUCAAAAAAAAGAAAAAAAGAUUGCACUUUUGUCAAUAGAUUCAAUUCAAGCAACAUAAUUUCCCUGGAAAGCAUGUGCUCUCUGUGUGUAGGAGGGGGAAACCCUUUGUCUGCUGUCAAUCACAGUGACACUAUCCAAUGACAGGCAGUUAAUGUAUGUGGAAGAGGGCAGAUAGCACUUUCUUCUGUGUGUAGUAUAAAUAACAGUUUGAAAAGCUGUAUGUCUCAGAUAGACUUUACCCUUGAGGAGGGGUAGAUGAGGGAUGGGAAUUUAUAGUCUAAUUUAUAGUCUAAUUUCCACCACUGGUUUUUAUUCCACGACUGACGUCAACCUGAAAACCAAUCGAAAGACUCUCUAUUAAAAUAAUCCAUUCUAAUUCUUAUAAUUGUUUGUUAAUUAUAUUAUUGUUAGUUUCUGAGAUUCAGAGUGUUUAUAAUUAAGGUUUUUUUUUUAUAAUUUAGCGUUUUGUGUCCUAAGACACUGAAGUUCGACUGAAAAAUAUGUUGUGAAUUCAUUAAUCAUUAAUUAACUCAUUAAUCAGAUUUGUACCAGAAGGUUUUGAGGUUUAUUACAAUUGAACUUGUAAGAUUUAUGCAUUUUUAAUGAUUAUUUAAAUGUAAUUGGAAUGUAAAAUUUAUUGGGAUGAUAAAUUAUUUUUAUAAAAAAAAAAAAAAAUGUUUGUGUGUGUGUGUGU
Messenger RNA from Silurus meridionalis, 2267 nucleotides. Its product is annotated as copper chaperone for superoxide dismutase-like. Gene Ontology annotation, molecular function: copper ion binding. Gene Ontology annotation, biological process: removal of superoxide radicals. The record is from RefSeq and is a predicted model, not a curated record. The transcript has 8 exons. Lineage: Eukaryota; Metazoa; Chordata; Actinopteri; Siluriformes; Siluridae. The coding region runs from base 63 to 872 and encodes 269 amino acids.